Molecule: messenger RNA, 1569 nt
Organism: Castor canadensis (American beaver)
Lineage: Eukaryota; Metazoa; Chordata; Mammalia; Rodentia; Castoridae
Gene: Krt17
Product: keratin 17
Biological process (GO): intermediate filament organization; epithelial cell differentiation
Cellular component (GO): cytoskeleton
Molecular function (GO): structural molecule activity
Source: RefSeq, a predicted model, not a curated record
AUCGCUACGCCCACUUGCCGGCCUAUAAAGGAAGCAGGCGAGUCUUGGCAGCAACACACACCUUGGCGCCUCUGUCUUCCUCUGGAGCCCUCUCACUCGGUGCCUGCCACUCGUUGCUACCAUGACCACCACCAUCCGCCAGUUCACCUCCUCCAGCUCCAUCAAGGGCUCCUCUGGCCUGGGGGGUGGCUCGUCCCGCACCUCUUGCCGGCUGUCUGGUAGCCUGGGAGGAGGCUCCUGCAGGCUAGGGUCUGCCAGUGGCCUGGGAAGUGCCCUUGGGGGUAGCAGCUAUUCUAGCUGCUACAGCUUUGGUUCUGGCAGUGGCUAUGGAAGCAGCUUUGGGGGAGUUGAUGGGCUGCUGGCUGGAGGUGAGAAGGCCACCAUGCAGAACCUCAACGACCGCCUGGCCUCCUACCUGGACAAGGUACGCGCCCUGGAGGAGGCGAACACAGAGUUGGAGGUGAAGAUCCGAGACUGGUACCAGAAGCAGGCCCCAGGGCCGGCCCGAGAUUACAGCCACUACUACCAGGCCAUCGAAGACCUGAAGAACAAGAUCCUUGUGGCUACUGUGGACAACGCCAGCAUCCUGCUGCAGAUCGACAAUGCCCGUCUGGCUGCUGAUGACUUCCGCACCAAGUUUGAGACGGAGCAGGCGCUGCGUAUGAGUGUGGAGGCCGACAUCAAUGGCCUGCGCAGGGUGCUGGACGAGCUGACCCUGGCCAGAGCUGACCUGGAGAUGCAGAUUGAGAAUCUCAAGGAGGAGCUGGCCUACCUGAAGAAGAACCACGAGGAGGAGAUGAGUUCCCUGCGAGGCCAGGUGGGCGGUGAGAUCAACGUGGAGAUGGACGCCGCCCCUGGUGUGGACUUGAGCCGCAUCCUGUCUGAGAUGCGAGACCAGUAUGAGAAGAUGGCAGAGAAGAACCGCAAGGAUGCUGAGGACUGGUUCUUCAGCAAGACAGAGGAGUUGAAUCGCGAGGUGGCCACCAACAGUGAGCUGGUGCAGAGUGGCAAGAGCGAGAUCUCUGAGCUCCGACGCACCAUGCAGGCCUUGGAGAUUGAGCUGCAGUCCCAGCUCAGCAUGAAAGCAUCUCUGGAAGGCAGCCUGGCGGAGACAGAGAACCGCUACUGUGUGCAGCUGUCCCAGAUCCAGGGGCUGAUUGGCAGUGUGGAGGAGCAGCUGGCACAGCUGCGCUGUGAGAUGGAGCAGCAGAACCAGGAGUACAAGAUCCUGCUGGAUGUGAAGACCCGGCUGGAGCAGGAGAUCGCCACCUACCGCCGCCUGCUGGAGGGCGAGGAUGCUCACCUGACUCAGUACAAGCCAAAAGAACCCGUGACCACCCGCCAAGUACGCACCAUUGUGGAAGAGGUCCAAGAUGGAAAGGUCAUUUCUUCCCGCGAGCAGGUCCACCAGACCACCCGCUGAGGCCUGGGAUUCUCCUGAUCUGGCCCCCUAGGUGGCAGGGAGGUGGACACCCCUCUGCCCUGCAGCCUUCAGUCCCUCCAGCCUCCACCUCCUGCUUCAGUCUCUUCCUCUCACUCUCGUCUGAUACCAAUAAAGCUUUUGACUCA